Messenger RNA from Microthlaspi erraticum, 375 nucleotides. NCBI's taxonomy places the organism in Eukaryota, Viridiplantae, Streptophyta, Magnoliopsida, Brassicales, Brassicaceae. The record is from the annotation of a GenBank genome assembly.
AUGUCUUACGAAUAUCAUCUCGCGCUUGCGGAGACGGAUGUAAGCUCGAGGAACUUCCGUAAUUUGAUUGAUGCCGCUGUUAUGCUAUACGAAGAAGAACACCGUAAGAAAGGAAAAUCCAAAUGCCACACGAAGACAACUCCCUCUGAAGAAGAAGGAGAAGCAGAAAGUGACAAGAUGAGUUUCUUAUAUAACUUCCGGAGAAAAAGAAGGUCUUCGGUUGCUUCUAGUAGAAGAAACCCAGAACAAAACCAUGAAAAUCUUAAUGGUGCUUCUACUUCUUCAUCGCUCGUCGAGCUUAACACGAUCUCCGUUGAUUCUAACCCACCUCUUCAGUGGUUUCCUUUUUCUUCAUCAUCAUCAUCGCUUCUUUAA